AUGAAGUAUGAGCCUAAUCCAAAAGAUUAUGAUGUGGUCUCCCUUUUGGGACGAUGUUGCGGUCAGAUAGGAAUGGUUUUAUUAGCAAAACAUAAAAAAAAAACAUUAGUUGCUGUUAAAAAAUUUGAUUUAGAAAAGGCUGAUCAUAAAGAUGUUUUACAAAUACAAAAAGAAAUUAUUAUUAUGAGACAAUUAAAACAUAAUAAUGUCUUGAGCUAUGAAUUUUGUUUUGUGGAUAAUCAAUCGGUUUAUGUAGUAACUCAAUUGUGUGGUUUUGGGUCUUGCACUGACUUGAUUGCAAAUCAUUUUCCUGUCGGACUACCAGAACUAGCCAUAUGCUUUAUUUUACGAGAUGUUUUAAAUGCUUUAGCGUACAUACAUAAAAAAGGUAUUAUUCACAGAGCUAUUCGAGCUAGUCAUAUAUUAGUUUCAGCAAAUGGUAAAUCAAUGAUAACAGGAUUUAGAUAUGCCGUGCAUAUGGUGGAAGGUGGAAAAAGGAAAAAAUGCAUUCAUUGUUUUCCUACCUCAGCUGCAGUAAAUUUAAAUUGGCUUAGCCCAGAAUUACUAGAGCAGUCGCUAGAAGGGUACAAUGAAAAAUCAGACAUUUAUAGUUUAGGAAUAACUUCAGCCGAAUUGGCAAAUGGGUGUGUACCAUUCUCAGAUGUGCCUGCAACUCUCAUGCUAACUGAAAAAGUCAGAGGAUGCGCACCACAACUCAUUGAUCAAACUACAUAUCCUUUAUAUGAAAGUGAAUCGGAAAAUAAUCUUGUCAAUUGCAUUGUAUCAUCCAAUGAUCAUAAAGCCACCAGAUUAUUUAGUGAAAGUUUUCAUCAAUUCACCAACAUCUGCCUACAGAAGGAUCAUCGCCUUCGCCCGAGUGCUCAACAGCUAUUAAGUCAUUCUUUUUUUAAACAAUUAAGACAAAAAAGUAAUAAUCCUAAUUUUAUGGGUGAUUUACUUCAUCCGGUGAUGCCAUUAAGUGCAUCCAUGGACGCCGACGCCGAUGAUUUGAACACAAUAUUAGCAAAUUCAGACAAAAUGGCCGAAAUUAAUAUAAGCAACGUCGAUUGGGAUUUUGCAUGA
Messenger RNA from Pediculus humanus corporis (human body louse), 1083 nucleotides. RefSeq names its product cAMP-dependent protein kinase catalytic subunit, putative. The transcript is spliced from 6 exons. The coding region runs from base 1 to 1083 and encodes 360 amino acids. The record is from RefSeq and is a predicted model, not a curated record. NCBI's taxonomy places the organism in Eukaryota, Metazoa, Arthropoda, Insecta, Psocodea, Pediculidae. Gene Ontology annotation, molecular function: protein kinase activity; protein serine/threonine kinase activator activity; ATP binding. Gene Ontology annotation, biological process: protein phosphorylation.